AUGCCUGUGGCGGGUUUUCAUCAUGACAUGUUCAUCACUGAGAAUUACAUGGUGAUGAUCGACGGUGCCAUGUCCUUCACUCCACAGGAGGCCAUCAAGGGCAAACAACUCUGGAUGUUCGACCAGGCCAGAAAACUUCGCUUUGGCAUCUUCGACCGCUCCAAAGAGCUGACAAAGGCAAACCUUCAGUGGAUUGAGGCCGAUGUCGCAGCGGAGCUGCUCGGCAAACCUUGGAUGGCUAGUCACUAG
Molecule: messenger RNA, 249 nt
Organism: Cladocopium goreaui
Lineage: Eukaryota; Dinophyceae; Suessiales; Symbiodiniaceae
Source: the annotation of a GenBank genome assembly